Molecule: messenger RNA, 4329 nt
Organism: Rhodotorula toruloides NP11
Lineage: Eukaryota; Fungi; Basidiomycota; Microbotryomycetes; Sporidiobolales; Sporidiobolaceae
Product: ARF guanyl-nucleotide exchange factor
Exons: 6
Coding region: 1-4329 (1442 amino acids)
Biological process (GO): regulation of ARF protein signal transduction
Molecular function (GO): guanyl-nucleotide exchange factor activity
Source: RefSeq, a predicted model, not a curated record
AUGGAUUCGACCGCGUCCUCUUCGACCGAAGCACCGCGUGCAGCAGCACUCGCAACCCUGCGCCGAGCCGCCUCGACCCGCACAGCCGGCAGCCCUUCCCCGUCCUCACCUUCCGCCUCUCCCUCCUCCUCUCCCCGUCCUCGUCUCGCUCCACCCAGCUCCUCCACACUCUCCCCCGCCCAAUUCGUAUCGCGCCGAAGAUCCCGCUCGUUCGGCGCCUACACUCCGCCCGCAGACUUUCCCCCCUCCCUCCCAUCAAGUCUCGAACGGACUGCCUCAUUGCUGGCGCGCCAACUUGCGAUGGCUAAAUUGACGGGUACUGCGCCGCCGCCUCUACCGCCCAAGGACCUCUUUCCUUCGUUCGAUGCGCUUGCGGCGCCGGGACAGGGAGCAGGGGCGGGUGUGAUGCCGACUCUUGAGGAACUGCAACAACGCGCGAGGGCGAAACUUCUCGCGGCGCAACAAGCUGGUGCGGGACUCGUACGGAAUAACACCGUCACCUCGUCUUCGGCUCCUCUCGCGUCGGGCGAAGCAGACGGGUCGGCAUUGAAGCGCAACAAUACCGUUACUGGCGUUGGCGCAGGAAGCGCGGAGGGACUGCUCGACGCUCCCAUCGACAGGGACAAGAUUCGUGUGAACCUGAUGCGCAAGUUGUCGGCCCGGCGACUGGAAGGCCCUUCGCGUGCGAGGGCGGCAGAAGGGCUAGAUGUGGUCGGGAGGAUUGGGCGAGCGAGGCCGAGGAGCGGGAGUUGGAGUGCUGGGGGGUCGAACGGAGGAUUGGGUGCGAUCGAGAUGGCGGUUGAGCCGGAAGAGGCGAGGGGAGGACUUGCGCCGCCACUUGCAUACGGUGGACCAUUCCUCGGUGCGGUGGCUCGCGAGCACCAAGAGCGACAUCGCCUCGAUCCGCUCGACACGCAGGAAGUCGUGCGCGACUCGCAACUCACUCCGCUCGACCGGACGCCUCGGCUCGACAAUCCGACUGGCCAGACGCCCGAACGGACGCCUCAAGCGUCCUACCUCAACUCGUGGCAAUCUCAGCCUUCACACGACGAAGCAGACCUCGCCACUCCCUCCGCACAGCACUCCUCGACUCUCCAGCCCGCCUCGUACCCAACGUACCGCUCCACCCCCUCCUCCUCAACCGACUCAGCCACCUCCGCCUCCUCAACCGACUCUUCCGCCCUCCGUGCCGCACGCGCCGCCACGUCCCGCCCCGCCUUCCUCCCCUCAUUCGGCAUCGCAGCCGUCGAAGGUCGAGGGAUGGAGGCAGAAGAAGACGACGAGGCUGUCGCGGCUGCUGCGGCCCGCAAACGAGGAUCGAGCGCUUCGAGUAGUGUUGCGGCGCAGGGUGGGUGGGGGAGGUGGAGAGGAAGUGAUGCGACGACUGCGCUGCCGUCGCUCGGUGCGACAGACCCGAAUCGGCGACCCAGCGUGUUGGCAACCGGCAUCGGACUCGGCGUAGGCGGGCUGUCGUCUCCCACGUCACCGGGCUCGUCGACCGCUGCGCUGAGGAAGGGCAGCACGGCGUCGUCGAGUCGGAUGCGGAUGACCAGCAGCACAGGCUCGGACGAUUCACGCGCCGCAACGAGGACCCGACCGCCCUCGUCUGGGUCCGCAACGAGCUCGAGACCUGAACGAGUUGAGGAGGAGGACCGCGCUGAGAGCGAGGCGGAGGAGGAGAAGGCAAGGGGUUUCCCGCCGCCUGUCUUGGGGUACCAGUUCCCGAGCCCGGUUGCGAGCCCGAGGGAGUCGCAGGUUGCGCCGGCGGAGCAGGCGUCGAGUGAGGUGAAGGGACCGGCGGAGAGUCCUCAGCAACUCUUCCGACACCUCGCCUCGACAAGCAAAGCACCCUCCGCUGCUACGCCGACCAUCGCAGUGCCUUCGCCAUCUCUCAGCGCUCGAAAGGGCAACGGAUUGCAGUUCUCGCUCGCCAACUACCAGCCUUUCUCGCCGAACAACCACCUCACCGCCUCGCCCCUCUUGCCCGAUCCGAUCUCGCCUACUUCCGUCAUUCCAGACCCGAUGGCUGCGCUUACCUUCCCGUCUUCGUCGCCGCCCAAGCCUGGUCCGACCAAGUCGCCGCAUGUCAACGGUACCGCGACAUCGCCACGGACACACCUCGACCCGCCUGCGACAAGCCAGGGGAUGAGCAAGUCGCCCUCGACCGACUCGAACAUGUCCUUCCACUCGGCUGGUGCGAGCAGCUAUCACUCGCCCGUCAUGAUGCGGCGGGACUUGUCGAACUCGUCUCUCGCCCACGACCCGUUCCCGACUCAGCCGCGCGUUCCUCGCCUCCCAGCCGACCAGCUUCCCUCGAAUCGCAUCCUCGCCCAACUCGACUCGAUACUCGGUGACGAAGCGCUCGCCUCGACGGACCCAAGCCCGCUGGACUCGCCGCCUCGCAAGCUCUCGCUCCAAGCCUCAGUCUUGCAGGUCGUCAAUGCCAACACUGUCAAGGAUCGGCACCUCUUCCUCUUCAACGACAUGCUUGUCAUCGCCAAGCCGCUCAUCCAGCACGAUGCGGACACGGGCGACCCGGUCCUCCCGUCGCUCGACAGCCACUUCCUCACGAAGAGCGUCGUCGAGUGCAAGCGGCUCAAGAUUGCUGCGGCGGAGGAACCCGUCGACGAGGGAUCCUCUUCGUCGAGCAAGAAGCGGCAUCCCCUCUUGCUCGCGUUCGUCGACCGCUUCGCCAACGAUCCGGCUCGCGCGAUCGCCUCGCUGGUACAGAAAGGCGGCCUCGCAAACGACGGUCCGACCAUCGCCAACCUGCUCUUCCGCAACACCGACCUCAACCGGAACCAACUAGGCGUCUACCUUGCCAACCCGAACCACCGUUCCGUACUUCGUGCCUACACCGAGCGGUUCCGCUUCGCCGGCGUGCGGAUCGACGAUGCGAUUCGGCUGUUCCUCAUGAGCGUGCGGCUGCCGUACGACGUCAAGGCCGCCGAGUACGUGCUCGGCGUCGUCGCCUCGAUUUGGGCGGAAGCGAACCCGGCGAGCGGCUUCGACCCGGCCGUCACACUCAGCCUCGUCAUGGCGCUCUUACGGCUCAGCGAUGCGCUGCACGGUACGGAUGGACCAGACGGGCGCUUCUUCAACGCUCCCAAGCCGCAAGUUCCUCCCAAUGUCGACCAGUUCAUCGAAGCGUUCCGCGAAGCCGACCCGCGGUCAGUCGUGUCGGAAGACUUGCUCAGCCGCGUCUACACCUCGGUCCGGCGCGAGCGUAUCGAGCACGCCUCGGACAACUCGAUCUUCAGCAUGACGCCCGAUAUUGAGGCAAUUAUUGAGCCUGCCAAGCUGCCGACCCAGCUCAUCUACCGCGUCCCGUCCGAGACGUUCACGAUUACCAUCCCCCAGCCAGACCCGAGGUUCACGAUCAAGCUUCACGGCAAUGACUUGCAGUUCGACCCGCCCGUCUUGUCGUUCGCCCGGAGCAAUAAGCAGUCGUUCCGUGUUACCGGGACGGCGCUUGGCGUAAGGGUCAUGGUCCUGAUCAAGCGUGGCGCGAACGCUCCGAGGUACCAGGGCUUGCCGCUCAACAAGGCCUUCUCCAUCGAGCGCGCCUUCAUGCAGCAUAUCUUCCAGCUGUCCUUCACCAACCACCUCGACGUCAAGCGCAAGUACAUGUUCUCGUGCACGUCGACCGAGGAGCGCGCGCAGUGGAUCCGCGUCCUCCGCGACCGCAUCGCCGCGACUGCCGGCGUUCCCUCACCGCCUCAUGACACCGCCGCAACCGCCGCACAGACAGUCGCCGUACAAGUUCUCCGCGACUCGCUCCUCCCGCCCGACGAGCCGGUUCCACUCCCUCCUGCCGCUCCUUCGCCGCGCCCGAACCUCGCAGCCCCGCGGCUCGGUCCGCCCGGCACACCCGGCAGCCAACUCGCGCGGUCCAACUCGGUCAGCAAGCUCUACGCCGUGCAAUACCGGCAGGAGAACGAAAGCUCGCCUGCUUCGUCGUUGCCGGGCUAUGGGGGAGGCUCGUUCUCCGGCUCGACAGGGGAGAGGCAGCGCGUUGGAUCGCUUACGCCUGCUGCGGCUGCAGCUGCCGCGGCGGCGAAGAUGCAGGCUGCUGCGCAGUUGAAGGACGAGGUGGCGGAGGCCAAGGCGCAGCAUGGGUCGUUCGUCAAGACGGGUCACGAGCUCGUCACGACCACCGAGCAGAACAGCUUGCUUCCCGUCGUCCUGGCUUUCUUGAACGCCGGUCUCGAGGCCGCCCCUCACCCGCUCUCCCUCCAAGGCUCCGCCUUCCAACUCCCUCCCCUCCCCGCCACCUCCUCAUCCUCCGACUACCCUGCUCACCCCUUCCCCUCCCUCUAUGCGCCCUAG